AUGUCAACAUCAUCCGAAUCGAGCUCCAGCGAAGCUCGAGAGCUGAGGCUUGUUGGAGCUGUCGAGCUCAAAAUCGCUCUGGCUGAAUCAGAUACCUCGCUGGAAGCGAUAUUGAAGGUGUACCUUGCACCUCUAUUACUCAAGCUUGCCUCUGAUCACCUGAGCGUGCGCAACAAGGUCAUCUCGGUCUGUCAACAUAUCAAUACGCGCAUCACACUGCCAUCUAUAAAAUUACCGGUAGCCGCGCUCUUGAAGCAAUUCAAAGAGAAUCCAGCGGUUCCGCUAAUCAGACAUUUUGAUCUCCAUUACAUCCAGCAAGGACUUGAGCGGCUACAACCCGCUGAUCGCAUCGAGAUAUUCCCCGCCUUGCUCAAUGGCAUUUCAUCAGAUGUAGAAAGUUCGCCAACACAUGGCGCGGCACUCUUCAACCUCGUGCUCAGACUUCUGCCAUUCUUUACUCUCCCGCCAAGAGGAAGCAAAGAUGACGAUGCAUUACGAGCUCACCUUGGGUUCUCUGAACGGCCGGAGGAUGCUACUUUUCUUGCACUUUGGUUUGGAAAGCUUUUUCUACUUUCUAUCUCCCGUUCCUCGCUGCAGAACACGUCAGAAACCGACAGACCACGCUGUCCAGGACUUUCAGCCACGGAGUAUGACUUUCUUACACUUCAGAGAAAAGCAGAUACUUGGGACGACGCGAGCCCACAUGGACUAAAUUUAACCCAGUCCAAAAUCCUGGCAUUGAAGUUUCUAGGAAGUGGCGCUUUUACUGACAAAGAGCGGUUCUUGCCAGCUCUCUUUGCAUCUGCUGACACCAAUUCUAAUAUCUAUGAAUUCGGCGAAGAUUUGACGAAGCGCGCUAUACCAAAAAUCUCUCUUGAAGACCGAGUACUGGUAGAGCAGUUGUUUGAAAUCUACUUUGGUAGAAGCACGCCGGAACUUGUACCUUCGGUUCGACCAGCUUUGCAAACAAAGAUCCUUUCUCUCCUUGCAAAAUCAAUAAUUGCUACGACUUUCACGGCAAGGAUAACGGCUCUCGUGGAGCAGGGUUUGGUGCCACAAUCAAAUGUUGGCGAACAAGAAUCCGCAAUAAGUUCUGGGAGAGAGGGUUCGAAAUUGCAAACCGGAAUAUUCUCAUUCGUCACGUGGAUUGCCCGAAUGGGAAAUGCUCAGGACUUGCGGUCCAUAUCGGCCCCCAUAAUUUCAAAACUCAGGGAAUUUAUAACCGUUCAAGGAUGGCCGCGGGCCAACUUUGAAGGCAUUCGGUCCCAGAAUGAGCUUAGUCUUCGAGGUUACGCUUAUGAGAUCAUCGGCCUCUUGGCCAAAUCAAGUCCGGACACCACACUCCUGGAGGCUGAUCUUGAUCUUGUAAAGUGGCUUUUCCAAUCACUGAGCGAGGAAGCAUCUGGUGGAAAUAUUGCAGUAAGUGUGGAAGAGGCACUGUCAAGCAUCAUUGGAGCAUUGUCAAAGUCUUUGAAUGAUGAAGUUGCAAACCUUUUACGCGGUCUGCUACUGCACCAUAUGACCUUGGACGUCGGAGACCCCUCAGACUCUCAAAUACGCCGCAGUACAAGGUUCGUCGCCGUGCGUUUUGCUAAUCGGUGCCUGCCUUAUAAUGACCCAGUCGCACGUUGGAUCGACCUGCUUGCAAUUGGCGGCCAUAAAAAUGAGCGAAAUGAGGUUGUCGAGGAAGGAAAAAAGGGCUUGGAUGUCUAUUGGUACAGAAUGAGUCAAUCAACGGACCAGGUGCAGAUUCCUGUCCCAGGACGAGAGCCUGACUCAAAAUCAAGCUUCCCGCAGUUCUUUAAACUAAUCCAUCUAUUCUUUGUGGAAAAUGUGGAGAGGAUAUGGAAGAGUAACAAUGAGCGAACAACGCUGCUUUCUUCCGCUCUUUCAUAUUGUCGGAGAACAUUGCAAGUUGAAGCUUUCCAGUCCAGAAGCAUUCCAGUAAUUAUAGACGAAGACUGGGAGAGACGGCUGGAUAGUCUCAUCGCAACAGAUGAGGUUGCACGUGAAAAAUUCAAAGAUGCUAUCGCUUCAAUGGACUUUGGUGAGUCAAUCUCGGCAGGGAAGAAUAGCUUGACAAUCGAAGGUCGACUUUCUCUCGACGAAGCUCUUCGUAUCUACAUCCAAUCAGCAUUCAGGGGGUUUGUCGAUGGUGAAGCUUUCAUUGCUAUACAGUGCGGUGAAUAUCUCCUCGAAAUUUGCAGCUUGAGCCCCAACAAGGUUGUACAAAGUUUGGUUGGCGGCGUGAAAAAACUAGAGGAUCCCCUCAAGGCCAAUAAUUCGGCCAUCCGAUCCAUGGCAGCUCACGCUUUUGGACUGAUUACUUCCCAUGACGAAUGCUCCAUUGCGGACGUAUCAAUCAUGUCAGCCAAACUCCUUGAAAGGGCUCAAACCUGGAAUGAAUCUGUUGGAGCGGAAACGAACAAAGUACACGGAAGUAUAGUAGCCCUUGCCUAUCUUUUCAGCAGGCUCUUCUUUCGUGGCCGGGAUCAACUGGCCAUUGAUUGCGGCCUGCAAACCUACUUGGAGAUGAUCGCUCAAAUAUCUGAUGGAGCAAGGGAUUCCUUACUCCAGGAGGCUUCCGAUGUUGCCAUAAGUCAGCUUUGUUUAUUCUCCGUAAUGAAGACAGAGCAGAUAGGAACAUCCCACUCGCAGAGAUCUAUUGUCGCGAAGCUGUCCGAACGUGCUAUGUCUGGUGAUGAAAAAGCUAUCCUUGCUCUUGGAUAUUUAGGUAUGGCAACGCCAGAGGAGAGUGCUGAUGGGGCUUUGCUUCCAUAUAUUAUGGAACAACUGCAUAAGUUGCAUGAUUUGCGACAACCAGAAAUUCAAUUCACGGUGGGCGAGGCAUGGAGCUGUAUUUCCAUUGGCUGGGAUUCAAAGGCUCUCGUGGCAAAACUUGAUAUAGAAGGGUCAAAGCCUAGGCUGGCUGAGCGAGAAAAGACUCUUGAAACCGUUGUAGAGAUGGUUUUGGCUGAUUGCAAAAAGUCAAAACCAUCCCUAAGAAAGGCGUCUCUAAUCUGGCUAUUAUGUUUGAUACAGUAUUGCGGUCAUCAGCAGGCUAUACUAUCAAACCUUGAAAAUUGUCAAGCUGCAUUCAAGGGAUUCUUAGCCGAUCGUGACGAGUUGAUUCAAGAAUCGGCUGCUCGUGGGCUAGGGCUAAUCUAUGAAAAGGGCGAUCGGACUGCCAAGGAUGACCUUGUUCGGGAUCUUCUGACGUCUUUCACCGGCGGCGGUUCGAAGUUGGCAGGGAACGUUACUGGAGAGACGCAGCUAUUUGAGCCUGGUGAUCUUCCCACCGGCGAUGGCUCAGUCACAACAUAUAAAGAUAUUAUGAGUCUUGCAUCUGAAGUCGGAGAUCCGAGCCUUGUAUACCGAUUCAUGUCACUUGCGUCUCACAAUGCCAUUUGGUCAAGUCGUGCGGCAUUUGGACGCUUCGGACUAAGCAACAUACUCUCUGAAUCGAGCACUGAUGGGUAUCUGGCCAAGAACCCCAAGUUGUACCAAAAGUUAUACCGGUAUCGCUUCGACCCUAACCCAAACGUUCAAAAGGCAAUGAACGACAUUUGGCUGUCUCUCGUGAAAGAUCCAGCUGCCACCAUUAGCGCAAGAUUCGAUGAUAUAAUACAAGAUCUACUCCGGACAAUUAUUGCGAAAGAAUGGCGCGUUAGGCAGGCAAGCUGUGCAGCGAUUGCUGAUCUUAUUCAAAGUCAACCCUUCGGAAAAUAUGAGACAUACCUGAAACAAAUAUGGGGCUUCUGCUUCAAAGUCCUUGACGAUAUCAAGGAGACUGUGCGUGUGGCUGCGAUGGCCCUAGCAAGAGUUCUCACAUCGAUUACUGUCAGAAGCCUGGAAGCAGGUGAAUCGGGCAGCACCAAAGCAGGUGCGAUUCUAGCAGAAGUGAUUCCAUUUCUUUUGUCUCAGCUUGAGGCAAGCGCUCAGGAAGUGCAACUAUUCGCUCUCGAUACGCUUCUGCAGAUUGUAAAGAAGAGCUCAAGCCGCGUUCUUAAGCCAUUCAUUCCCGGACUGCUCGAGCGACUUCUUGGUUUACUCAGCAUUUUGGAGCCACAAGCGAUAAAUUAUCUUCAUUUGAAUGCAUCGAAGUAUAACUUGACUGAGCAAAAGAUUGACGAUAUGCGGCUCGCGAGCAUUCGAGGUUCCCCUAUGAUGGAGGCUAUUGAGAGAUGUUUGGAUUUACUAGACGAGGAAAGCAUGAACAUCUUCGUUCCGAGAUUGGAAGCGGCAAUGAAAGCCGCCGUCGGCCUGCCCUCUAGAGUCGGCUGCAGUCGUGUUCUUGUCUCUCUGAGCACACGUCGUAGUUAUCUAUUCCGACCUUAUGCAGAUCGCUUGCUUCAACUCGUUCAGAAGAUUAUUUUUGAUCGCAAUGACACUGUAUCAACUUCUUAUGCCGCAGCUUCUGGUUAUCUUGCAAGGAUCGCUACAGAUAAGCAAAUUUUGAAGCUCGAGGAGUUUGCGCAGAAUCUGUACUUCUCUUCAGAUACUGACUGUCUCUCAGAUCAACGGUAUAGAAUCAUAGCUGGCGAUACAAUCUUGGCAGUAUCUAAAACUGCGACUGAUAGGGUUGCUUCCCUCGCCGCGUCUUUUUUGCCUUUUAUAUUUGUGGCAAAACAUAAUCCUGCUUCCGAAGUGAAAGCUUCCUUUGAAAACGCUUGGGAGCAACUCGCUGGCGGUCGUCGAGCUGUUGCACUUUACCUGAAAGAAAUAAUACAGUUGGCAACGACACAUUUGGACUCAACCCAACAUGCUCUCAAACACGCUUCAGCAUUUGCAGUCGCUACUUCGGUCAGUAAUCUAGGAGAAACCAUUAGUCUCAGUGAUUGUGGGACCAUUUGGCCAGCUUUAGAAAAAGCGUUAGGUGGCAAGUCAUGGAAAGGAAAAGAAGCCGUACUAGAAGCUUUUGUCAAAUUUGUCAGGAAGUCGAGAGCUUUCUGGAAAGGUAAUGGCCAGAUAGCGGACCAGAUGCAAAUGGUAAGGUCUUUAUUCAUUCGAUUUGCCGUUCGAUGCAAUUGA
Messenger RNA from Xylona heveae TC161, 5031 nucleotides. Its product is annotated as major component of the proteasome. NCBI's taxonomy places the organism in Eukaryota, Fungi, Ascomycota, Xylonomycetes, Xylonales, Xylonaceae. Gene Ontology annotation, molecular function: molecular adaptor activity. The transcript has 12 exons. Gene Ontology annotation, cellular component: nucleus; cytoplasm. The coding region runs from base 1 to 5031 and encodes 1676 amino acids. The record is from RefSeq and is a predicted model, not a curated record. Gene Ontology annotation, biological process: proteasome assembly.